This is a messenger RNA of Asparagus officinalis (garden asparagus), 3751 nucleotides long. RefSeq names its product pentatricopeptide repeat-containing protein At5g14770, mitochondrial-like. The record is from RefSeq and is a predicted model, not a curated record. Gene Ontology annotation, molecular function: protein binding. The transcript has 2 exons. The coding region runs from base 51 to 3014 and encodes 987 amino acids. Lineage: Eukaryota; Viridiplantae; Streptophyta; Magnoliopsida; Asparagales; Asparagaceae.
CGCCGGCGCCGACGCACCCACAUCUCUCUCUCUCUCUCUCUCUCUCUCUCAUGAAACCAUGGAAACAAAUCAAAACUCUCACCUCUCUCAAUCCCAAACCUCUCUCUACUCUCUCUCCUCCAUCAAAAGCACCGAAACCCACCUCAAUCCCACCAUCAAAAUCCCACCUUUACGCUUCCUUCUUCUGCUCUCUCAUCUCCUCCUACCUAAACUGCUCCCAAUUCAAUGAAGCCUCACAAGCAUUCACCCAAAUGAGAUCCCUCGGCCUGAACCCAACUCUUCGCUCAUGGAAUCUCCUCCUUCACAAGUUCAACUCCUCAGGGCUCGUCUCCCAGGUACCUGUAAUCUACUCCCAACUCCUCGGCUGCCAUGAACCCAACUUUUUCUCUCACGAUGUGAUGGUUCACGCUUUGUGCAAAAUGGGCAUGCUAGAAAAAGCUACGGAAUUCGUUAGGACAGUCGAAAUCGAUAUGAUUGGUUAUAACGUUGUGAUUUGGGGGUUCUGUGAGCGUGGGAUGGUUGAGACUGCGACUGGGUUUUUGUCUGAAAUGGUGAAGAAGGGUGUUGGUGUUGAUACAAUUAGUUGCAAUACUUUGAUUAAGGGGUUUGUAAGAAAAGGGCUGCUGGAUUAUGCUGUGUAUUAUAUGGAGAUGUUGGUUCGAGGAGGAGUUGAGAGAGAUGUUGUCGGGUUUAAUACGUUGAUUGAUGGGUAUUGCAAGCUUGGGACGGUGAAUGAGGCUAGCAAAGUGGUCGAAAGUAUGAGAGAGGAGGGUGUUUUCCCCGAUAUCAUCAGUUACAAUACUUUGAUCAACGGGCUUUGUAGGAUUGGGGAGUUUGGCUUGGCAAAGAGUCUUAUGGAUGAUAUGGGGUCAGAAUUGUUGGCUGAUGUUGUUACUUAUACAACCCUAAUCGGCGCAUAUUGUAAGAAGAAAGGAAUGGGGGAGGCUUCCUCGUUGUAUGAGGAGAUGGUUAGGAGUGGAAUUUUGCCAGAUGUGGUAACUUACAGUUCCCUUAUGAAUGGCCUUUUCAAGAGCGGGGAGUUAUCGAAGGGUCAUGCUCUUCUUAGGGAGAUGGAGAAGAUGGGUGUUGUUCCUAAUUAUGUCUCAUACUCUACCCUGAUGGAUGCUUUGUUGAAAGCUGGGAAAGCUAAAGAGUGUUUGGCUAUUUUACGGGAAAUGAUUGUUCGAGGUAUCCCUUUGGAUUUGGUUUCGUACACUACUUUGAUGGACGGACUAUUUAAAAUGGGAAAAUUCAAUGAAGCAGAAGAUGUGUUUCUUUUGAUGUCAUCUCUUCGUGUUGUCCCCAAUCACAUCUUAUAUACUGCAUUGAUUGAUGGGCGAUGCAAAGCAGGAGAUAUUACGGGUGCGGAAUCAGCACUUCGAGAAAUGGAGAAGCAGUCUUUGAGGGCAAAUGUCGCUACUUAUUCCUCAAUCAUAAAUGGUUAUAUAAAAAAAGGAAUGCUUGCUGAGGCUCUUGAUGCCAUGAAGAAGAUGAAGGAAGAAAAAAUUACUCCAAAUAUUGUGACUUAUGCUACACUUACUGAUGGCUUCUUCAAAAUGGGCAACCAAGAGGCAGCUUUUGAUCUCUAUGAAGAAAUGAGGAACGAAGGUCUUGAACUUAAUAACGUUGUUGUUGAUGUCUUGGUAAAUGGUUUAAGGAAGAAUGGAAAAUUCGAGGAAGCUGAGAGCUUAUUCAAGGAAAUGAGAGAAAAGGGUAUCAUGCUCGAUCGUGUAAACUAUGCCUCUAUGAUGGAUAUGCUUUUUAAAAAGGGAAACUUCUCCGCGGCUUUUGAAAUAGAGCACGAAAUGACAGAUAAAAAUGUAGGCCAUGACAUUGUUGUGUAUAAUAUCCUCAUUAAUUGUCUUUCUGCACUUGGAAAGUUCGAAGAAGCAAAAAGCUUUUACUUCCAAAUGGAAAAUAUGGGCUUAACUCCUGAUCAUGUUACAUACAACACUAUGGUUGGUGCUCAUUGCAAAGAAGGAAAGCUUGAUGAGGCUCUCGAACUCAGUAAUGAAAUGAAGAGUGUUGGAUUGAUACCUAAUUUGAUCACUUAUAGCACUUUAAUCAUGGCUUUAAGUGAAGCUGGGGAUGUGGCAUCAGCAAUGCAGCUGUUAAAUGAAAUGGCUACUGUUGGGAUCUGCCCAAAUCCUUCAACUCACAGGAAAGUGUUAAAAGCAUUUUCUAAGAAUAAACGUGCUGAAUUAAUACUCGAGAUGCAUAGGAAAAUGACAGAAAUGGGGCUAUGUCCUGAUAUCACUGUUUAUAAUACACUCAUUCAUGUUUUGUGCAAGCUCGGGAUGACAAAAAAAGCUGCCGUUGGUUUAAGGGAUAUGUUGGAAAAGGAAAUAUCAGCAGAUACCACUACUUAUAAUAUUCUCAUUCUUGGACAUUGUCGAAGUGGCCAUCUAGAUAAAGCUAUUGAUACAUAUUAUGAAAUGAUUUCUAAAGGAGUAUUCCCAAAUGUUGCGACAUAUAAUACCCUUUUAGGUGGAUUGUCAAAUGCUGGAAGAAUGAUAGAGGUUGAUAAACUAAUGAAUGAGAUGCAGGAAAGGGGUUUAUAUCCUAAUAAUCUUACUUAUGACAUUUUAAUUUCUGGCUACGGAAAGCAAAGUAACAAGAAGGAAUCUGUAAUGUUAUACCUUGAAAUGGUAAGGAGAGGCUUUGUUCCCAAACUUAGCACAUACAAUGUGCUUAUUGCUGACUUUGCCAAGGCAGAAAUGAUGAAGCAAGCCAGAGAAUUAUUCAAUGAAAUGCAAAAGAGGGGUAUUACCCCUAAUUUUUCAACAUAUGACAUAUUAAUCUGUGGAUGGUCGAGACUAUCAAAUAGAUCUGAAGCUAUGAGGCUACUUGAUGAGAUGAAAAAAUUAGGGCACGUGCCUUCUGAUACUACUCUUAGCUUUGUUACCCAUGCCUUUGCAAGAGCAGGAAGGAGAGAGAGACUAAUGAGACAGCUGAAAAAGUUGUACAAACUGAAAACUGUUGAAAGUGAGGCUUCCUCACUAGUAGAAGCUUAGAGAUCAAGAUUAGAUGAAAAUAUAUUUUACUGCAGUUGGAGGCAAAUGCCAGACAAAGAGGAUUCCAGAAGUUCAGGAUAAACUGAUAUUAUUAAUCUUUGUGGGAUAUUAGGGUCGUCACUUUUACUGAUGGUGAAAGUUAUUGCCUGCUCAUUUGUUAUGCUAGCGGCUACAGUGGACAUUGCUUAUUUCACAAAUUACUGAAAAUACCAAGAAAAUGGUGAUACCAAACUUUUCACUUGGAUUACACUUAAGAUUACUGGGAAGCUCACAGUGAAGACGUGGUUGCGUGAUUCUCCAAGAACUGGAAUUGAAGACUAAUUACUCAACGGCUCUCUUGUUCUGCAACUGAAAACUAUAGAGCACAAAGGGGGGAUUGAUGGAGACUAGCUUCCCAAAAACAGAAUGUCACACCAUCUGCUGGUAUUCAUGCAAUAGGCUUCUGUAAAUUUCCUUCAGAAGGAGUUGAACUUUCUGCAGCAAGCUCAAACUUUGCCUCUUGCGACUACCAUACAAGAAAAAUUCUUUGAGCCGUUUGCUUUCUGCCAGGAUCUUGUAUUCCUCCGAAGGAAAUCAAAUCAAUUGUAUAUGUUCUUUUAUAUGUUUGUUGUUGGCGAUUUUAAUGGUUAUGUUGUGUAUAAACUGUAUUAUAAGCCUACCCAUGUAUUCAUAGUUGCAUUGAAGGAUGUUGUUGUGCCAAAGCUUCUGUUAGCAGUAAAUUUUUAUGCUUCUCUUGU